Messenger RNA from Pieris brassicae (large cabbage white), 2438 nucleotides. RefSeq names its product papain-like (gene bcpi). NCBI's taxonomy places the organism in Eukaryota, Metazoa, Arthropoda, Insecta, Lepidoptera, Pieridae. The transcript has 2 exons. The record is from RefSeq and is a predicted model, not a curated record. Bases 57 to 320 code for a protein of 87 amino acids.
UUUACGGUCACUACUCAGUCUAAACAUUUGCGUCAAUAGUGCUAGUCGAGUCAACGAUGGCGAGUGGAGCGGCCCCUAAACCACAUUACAACUUGGAAGAUGCUCCGGCACUCUUCGAAAAGUUUAUAAAGGACCACGAUAAAGUGUACACAGAUGACGAGGACAGGGCUGUCCAUUAUGAGGCAUUUAAGAGGAGGUUGGAACAAAUAAACAAGGCCAAUGCGCAGAAUGCCUCAGCGACGUAUGACAUAAACAAGUUCGCAGAUUACACGGCACAAGAUAGUAAACAUCUUACUGGUGUCCUUCGUCCAAAUAAAUAACAUUGAAGAUAUGCGGUUACAAAUUACGAAGAAUAACUUUUAGAUUUUUUUUAAAGAACCAUUUCUUACUAGUUUAUAUAUCUCUCUUAGUCUAUAGAAAAUCUUAAACCGCUCCAUAGCGGGAACUUGAGUGAGCGCAAUGCGCAGAAAUCGGUGAAGAAGUCAAAAAGAAGAAAUUUAUUUAAAUUUUGAAGAAAUUAUCUAUUUAAAUUGCCAAUGUUACGUAAAAAAAUUAUUUGUGACCGUACCUAAUUAAUUAAUUAAUUGCAAAUAAACAAUGAUAAUAUAUUUUUUUACAAUAGCAACAUUUUACAGUCAUUGAAAUCCUAUCGCAUUUGGCUUUUAUUCUUAUACCGGAUAAUGAUAUCAUCGUUGUUGUUGUUGAUUACUAAGCAAUGUAAUUUUUAAUGAGUAUUUAAUUUUCCCAUUCAGACCAUAUAAGUCAACUAUGUUUCUCAUCUAGAGACGUUGAUUUUUUUCUCUUAAUGUCCGCAUACUUUUAAUACACAUAUAAAAUAUAUUAAACGAUUAAUCAUUUAUGGCUUAGUAUAAAUAAUGUUCUAUUAAAUUUAUAGUGUAUAAAUUAUAAUAUUGGGUUAUUAAACCGUGGUAUAAUUUAGUAUUGAACAGAAUCUUGUAACAAUAGACCUUGGAACCUCAUGCCUUAUAAAUUACAAGCAUACAUUGUUGUUCAUACGAGGUAAUAGGAAAACUGAUGUUGGAAAAUAAUCAAACUAUUAUACGCUAGUAAAGUUUCUUUUUAUUUUUAAAAAUAUCGACUUAUUAGGUAAUGCAUACACGGUUUUCCCACGAUAUUUUCCUUCACCACUAGUCAUUAUGUCAAGACCGCUCCGUCGCCUUUGUUGGUUGCGUGCUAAACUAAGUUUUUUCAUACGAUGUGAAGCUUUCUUUGUCUAUCUAGUAGAGCUAACCUAACUAACAAGAAAAAAAUAUUAGAAACAUACAUAAUAUAUAACUCUUCACACACAUAAAUUACAGGGUGUAUGGAAAAUCUAUGUUACCUCUUGUAUAUGUAAUGUCUCAUAAUAAAUCAGAAUACCGAAAAAAUCACUAAAAACGUCUACUUCGCAAAAACAAACUAAAUUCUGCCUAAUUUAUGCUUGUAUUUUUAUACGUGACGAAUACAACGAACGUGACCAUCCCAAAACGUAGUGCGAAUUUAGCUCUAUGCGGAAAAUACUACUUACGAUAAGUAGAAUUUAGAUAAAGUCUUGUUAUAUUCAGCAUGUGUUGUACUGAAUUUAUUAUUUCAAGUUUAAUAAAUUCAAACUAUGCCAGCGGUGCUACAAUUUUUUUAGAUCUUAGAUCAGAUUUCGGUAUAUGCUUCACGAUGAUUUGUUAAUCUAAUAGCCAAGUAGGUGAUGAGCCUCCUGUGCUGUUGUGUUGUUGUUGUAUGUUUUCCUUAACCGAAUAUCAAAUGCGUAUCUAUAUACGCAUUCUGUCUAUACAGAAAGUCCAUUGGUCUAUAGCCGGGACUCAAACCUACGAGCUCAGGGAUGAGAGUCACACGCUGAAGCCACACUGCCCAAAUUUAAUACUUUCGGUAAAUUUGACAGGGAUAAUAAAUGACUAGUAGCGCUAUAGGGUUUUGUGGGCGGCAAAAAUUUUGCGACCUCAUUCAUAAUUUUUCUUAAUGGUCAAGCUUUUCAGCAGAUUAUAUAUCCUUACAGUAUUUUACUUCACCGUAUUAACUAGAGUUACUUGCAUAUAUAGUAUGAAAAUUGUUUGGACAUCCGGGGUUAAUAGAAUUACGCUGCUGCUAGCAUAGAGAAGACCAAUAUCAAAGUCUAUACCACAAAUAAUUGUGGUAUAAAAUUGUAUACCAAGAAUAAACUGAGUAAGUUAAAGUCCGAUACGAAAUCUUCACAUUCUUCUGCAUGCAAAUGCUGUGACCGUAAGCGUUGGUCCAGAAUGCUGUCGAAACGUGCGGUGAAUAUGAGAUGGACCAACCAGAUCAACAACGUUUCAAACGAAGCACUACAUGAACACCACCCUCAUAUUGUCUCCGAUAAUUGCAACAUGGUUAUCAAUCAUAAUCCAUACUACAAGGUCCACUCAACCACAAGAUAUGAUUAAAUUUUAUUUCUCUUUAUUUUA